Messenger RNA from Stegastes partitus (bicolor damselfish), 3171 nucleotides. RefSeq names its product SRY-box transcription factor 9a (gene sox9a). The record is from RefSeq and is a predicted model, not a curated record. NCBI's taxonomy places the organism in Eukaryota, Metazoa, Chordata, Actinopteri, Pomacentridae. Gene Ontology annotation, molecular function: RNA polymerase II cis-regulatory region sequence-specific DNA binding; DNA-binding transcription factor activity, RNA polymerase II-specific. The transcript is spliced from 3 exons. Gene Ontology annotation, cellular component: nucleus. Gene Ontology annotation, biological process: oligodendrocyte differentiation; negative regulation of transcription by RNA polymerase II; heart development. Bases 314 to 1753 code for a protein of 479 amino acids.
CUAGACUCUUCAGCAAACCUCCAACAGUAGACCUCUCAGUCACAUUUCUCCUUAAAGUCGAAAUUUCAAAGUUAAGCAUUGGAAAGCAGUCACUUGCGAUUUGCUUUCCUGUCUGCGAAACUGUAAAAAGUCGAAGGAGCGACAUUUUUAAUGUUUUUGGGUCAUUUUUUACUUGAAGGGAUUCAAGUUUGCCAGUCAAGCUGUGCGCCCUCACAGGCUGUCACUGCAGUCUUUGGGCACAUAAUUUGGAUUUAGAAAGAAGGAUUUUCUCCUUUUUUUUUUACUGCGAGAAGCGGUUCUUUAAUUUUUUCGCAUGAAUCUCCUCGACCCUUACCUGAAGAUGACAGAAGAACAGGAGAAGUGUCACUCUGACGCUCCCAGCCCCAGCAUGUCCGAGGACUCCGCGGGCUCGCCGUGCCCGUCCGGGUCCGGUUCGGACACUGAAAACACCCGGCCGUCCGACAACCACCUCCUGCGGGGUCCAGACUACAAGAAGGAGGGCGAAGAAGAAAAGUUCCCCGUGUGCAUCAGAGAUGCCGUGUCCCAGGUGUUGAAGGGUUACGACUGGACGCUGGUGCCCAUGCCGGUGCGCGUCAACGGCUCAAGCAAAAGCAAACCUCAUGUCAAAAGACCCAUGAACGCGUUCAUGGUGUGGGCUCAGGCUGCACGGAGGAAGCUGGCCGAUCAAUACCCGCAUCUGCACAACGCGGAACUCAGUAAAACCCUGGGUAAACUUUGGAGAUUACUCAAUGAGGUAGAGAAGCGCCCGUUUGUAGAGGAGGCUGAGCGUUUGAGAGUGCAACAUAAGAAGGAUCACCCCGAUUACAAAUAUCAGCCAAGGCGGAGAAAAUCAGUCAAGAACGGACAGAGUGAAUCCGAGGACGGCGAGCAAACCCACAUCUCUCCAAAUGCGAUCUUCAAGGCGCUGCAGCAGGCCGACUCUCCAGCGUCCAGUAUGGGAGAGGUGCACUCUCCAGGAGAACAUUCAGGUCAGUCACAGGGCCCACCAACCCCUCCAACCACCCCUAAGACAGACCUCCCCUCCAGCAAGGCUGACCUGAAACGUGAAGGGCGCCCCAUGCAGGAGGGCACUAGUCGCCAGCUAAACAUCGACUUUGGUGCUGUGGACAUUGGUGAGCUGAGCAGUGAAGUCAUCUCCAACAUGGGAAGCUUCGAUGUUGAUGAGUUUGAUCAGUACCUGCCACCUCACAGCCACGCUGGAGUGGCUGGUGCAGCCCAGGCAGGCUACACCAGCAGCUACGGCAUCAACAGCUCCUCCGUCAGUCAGGCUGCCAGUGUUGGAGCCCACGCCUGGAUGUCCAAGCAGCAGCAGCAGCAGCACUCUCUAACCACCCUGGGUGGAGGAGGAGAGCAAGGCCAGCAGGGACAACAGAGAACCACCCAGAUAAAGACCGAGCAGCUGAGCCCCAGCCACUACAGCGAGCAGCAGGGCUCCCCGCAGCAUGUCACCUACGGGUCCUUCAACCUACAGCACUACAGCACCUCCUCUUACCCCUCCAUCACGAGAGCACAGUAUGACUAUUCAGACCACCAAAGUGGUGCCAACUCCUACUACAGCCAUGCAGCUGGCCAAGGCUCCAGCCUGUACUCCACCUUCAGCUACAUGAGUCCCAGCCAGAGGCCGAUGUACACCCCAAUUGCUGACACCACCGGGGUGCCGUCUGUGCCGCAGACCCACAGUCCACAGCAUUGGGAGCAGCAGCCCAUUUACACACAACUGUCCAGGCCCUGAGUAGGCAGUCCCAGCACUGACUGUAUAACACCCAUCACAGACUUUUUUCUGCCCGGUGGUCUUUUCACCACCAUGCCACACAUCCUUCAUUGCCAACAGAAAAACAUGACAAGAACUUUUUUAUAGUUCUGAAAAUAUAUCUUUGGAUUGGCUCACAACAGUGCCUUUUGUAUUGGUUGGAAUUGUGAUUAUAUUUUUUUAGAUAUAAUGUUUAAAAAAGUUAAAUCCUCUGUGAGGACAUACUGGCUAUAAAUAUAUUAGUAUGUACUGUGUAUGUGUUCUGCUCUUGUCAUUAUCAUCAUAAUCAGUGUCAUCAGCAUCCUCAUCGUCAUGAUUUGAAGGUUUACCUCAUCUAAAGGAGCAGGAAUGCUGGGUAAAAACACCCUCAGUGGCCUUACUUCUCACUAAUGUAUUUUUGUACAGGAAGUAAGAAUUGUGUUUACUGACACUGCCGUCUCAUAAUACAUUCUGCAUUGAAUUUUUGUACUGUACAUAUUUUUAUUGUAAUUCCCAUGAGAUGCAAUUAUUGAGCAAUGCAGGUUUGAAAUAGAUUAGAAUUUUGGCCAUGAUAUGACUGUGUCAUCGGUGAAUUAGUCAAAUAUUCUACUUCUUGUUUGCUUUAGCUCAAAUUAUUGUGUUGAAAACGCUAUAACAGGUGCCAUGUAACUCUUCUAGGGGCCUUACUGUGUUGCUAGAUGUAACAGCAAUGCUUGCUUUUAUCUGAGUAUCUGCCUUGAUACCGUUGGUGCCUCUGGAGCCGCAGCAGUGGGGCUUCAUCCACUGGCAUCGCAGUGUGAAAACUACAGCAUAGUUCUGAUUUCCUGCAGGAAAACCUUUGACCUGAUUCUUCUCAGCUGCCAUCAGGUCCGAGGCUGGUGUGCUUCUAUCAUUCCUUCCGCCUCAUCCUUUUUCCUAACCUUUUUCUUAAUUUAUUCUUUAGCAUUAAUUUUAUUUGAAAAUAAAUAUUUGCAAUUAUCUUUUUAAUUUAGCAGCAGCUAACUGAGUUGAAAUAGGUUGCUGUCAUAUGUGGUACAUUUUGUUUAUUUAUCAUUUGUAAAUGUUUCCGUAUAAAAGUUUCUUUUAUUUCUGAUCUAGUUAUGUACAGAAUACUUAUAAUUACAUGAUGAAUCUUUCUCUAAAAGAUAAAGAAAAACUGGACGUUUCCUCUCUUUAUUUCUUUCUAACAAAUGACUUAAUGGAUAUGAAAGCCGCUGUUUUGUAAAGAAUUUGCUGGAAUCAACAGGAUACUUUUUGUUUUUGAAAAAAAAAAAGUUGUGUUCCUCCUUUUAUAUUCUGUAUCAUUAGUUGUCAUUUUGUCAUCUCCCUAAUGCAGUUUCCCUAGGUAAACAUGGCAUUGUCUUAAAAGCUUAUCUUUUGUAUUAUAUUUGUUUGCAAUAAAAACAAAACACAGAGAAAUA